Molecule: messenger RNA, 968 nt
Organism: Lottia gigantea (owl limpet)
Lineage: Eukaryota; Metazoa; Mollusca; Gastropoda; Lottiidae
Exons: 4
Coding region: 1-477 (158 amino acids)
Biological process (GO): regulation of cell cycle
Cellular component (GO): nucleus; cytoplasm
Source: RefSeq, a predicted model, not a curated record
AUGACAUUCACUCGGGUUGAAAAUCUUUCUGCAGAUCAAAUUCAUAAGACGAACAAGCUUACAGAUUGUUAUGGUGAAAUGUUAAUGAAUUGUUUAAUACAGGCACUAGACUCCAACAGACUAACAUCGGGUGUUUCAGAUUGUGCUAAACUAUUGAGUCGGUAUCCAGAAAAUGUGAUGUUUUGUAUCCUCCCCGAAGCUGCUAGUGAGAAUAUAUCUGUCCAUAUUCAACAUAUAUUAAUUGAAGCUUUCUGUUGGGAAAAUGAUAUCCGCAUCUUAAAGGUCAAGUUAUCGAAUAGGUCUACAUCUAAGGAAGGUAAAAAUGGUGUACGUAAAUUGUCGUCUGAUACAAACUGUCUGCUGUUAGAAUAUCCCAAAGAUCAACUAAGCACCACUGACGAUGAGAUUGUGGACUAUUAUGAUACACUGAUUCUCAAUGAUACGUUCCCCAAGCCAGAAGUAGAAUUACCAGUUUGAAAACUUUCUUGGUUGUAAUGUGGUGAUCUGAACCUCUCCACUCUUGGUAAGUAAGAACUGUUGACAUUUUGUUCAUCGUAUCCUGAAUACGGGUUUUGACAUUGUCUUAUUUACGAGGAAACAAUUACGAAUGGGGGUGUGCUUUGAACGCGAUGAUAUUUGUUAAGUAAAAGUUUUCCUUGUAAGCCUUGUCAAUAACAUUGGAAUUUGGUUUGAACAAUUUGGAGUAAAAAGGACAACUAUUUCAAUUUUUUCAUUUACUAAUCGUACUCAUUUUAACCUUUUUUAAUGCAGGAGAUGAUGUGUAAUUCUCUUGGAAAUAUUCUAUGAAGUAUUGGCAGACGGUGUUUCUAAGACACACUUCACCGAAGAUUGAGCUGAAAGAUACUACUUAUGAGCAAAUACAGUGACUUCCGUGAACGUAGAUGAAAGCGCUAAUGGGUUGAAUUGAAUUUGUUUCAGCUUAUUGUAACAAUAAAUUACCGUAUUUC